AUGCCACCAGAGAUGGAUGACAUCGGAAUCCAGCACGAAACUGCUGCUUUGCCAAAGAAACGUCGCUUCACCCGUGUUAGCCGAGCAUGUGUUGAGUGUCGUCUACGCAAAAUCCGCUGCGACGCACGACAACCGUGUGAAGCGUGUGAAGAUUUUAAUCGGAGAUGCAUUUACACUUCGACCAAAGCUCAACGAACGGGCGGCGCACCCAGGACCAAGAUUCUGGAGGAUCGCCUGCGCAGAGCACGAGCGCUCAUUGCGCAAAUGCAGGCUGAGCAUCCAUCUGUAAAGCAUCGUGCUGAAAUCGAUGCCAUUUUCGACACACCACCAGGCUCGCCAGAUUCGGGUACGACUUCCUUGCAAAAUGAAGAUCCGCGAGAAGAUGACCAUCGAGGUGAUCUUGAGAACAUGAUGGAUGGCCAAGGCGCCUUUACUGCGUCUGACCAGAGCAAUACCAUCUACUACGGUGGUCAAUCAGGCUUCAAAUUUCUGGAGAGGACGCAGCAGUUGUUCCAGGACGAUGGCGAACCCACGGAUCCACGCGAUAAUUCCCAAAGCCCGAAUCACGUCGCUCUUUCAAACCUAUUCGACGCACCACUGCCGGACAGGCAGGCGCUAUCAUCGCGUGUCGCUGUCAACCAGCUCCUUCCUGAACGGACCACUGCCACGCGGCUUAUGACUAUUGUGUUCGAGCAGACCUACCAGCUAUUACAGUUCAUCGAUGUGAAUUGGUUUCACAUGCAUACCGAUCGCGUCUACGGUAUGGAUACCAGCGACUACGAAGACAUGGACCAUGACUUCCUUCCUCUCUUUUUUGGAGUUAUGGCACUUGGUUAUCUCUUCGACACUCCCAGACACCGUAAGCGGGGUUGCCGAAGAACCAUUGAUCAAGCAAUGCGGCACUUCAUUGCAGCGAGACAAAUGACAGACGUUACCAAGUGUCACGAUCUGGUUGCAUUGCAGACAGUUAUGGUGUUCGCGAUGUUUCUCAUGUCGACUGCCCGUCUAGCAACAGCACAUACUUACAUAGCCCUGGCGGCCGCUGCAGCUAUGAGAAUGGGUCUUCAUUCACAGACAAACUACGGUAGCUUUACGGACAAUGAAAAUAGCACACGAGCUAGGCUAUUAUGGACGAUAGUGAAGCUGGAUAUCUACACAGGCACGAUCUUAGGUCUGCCAGGUCUCGUCAACCUCAGCCACGUUGAUCAAAUACGACCGAGUGGCAUGAUGGAAGACUACAAAAUUUCUGCGAAUGGAAUGCCAGUCCCUGUCGAUCAGCAGCGAAUGCUUGCAGCGUCCGCCCAGUACCGAGAUCUACUCCUAAUCAUUUCAAAUAUGGUGCAGAAGCUCUUUCCAAAGACCGAGCAAGAAGCGAGGCAGGUACGACGAUCGAGGAAAAUGCUCAUCAACGGCGCAGUGAUUACGGAUACCGAAAGGCAGUUUCAGGAAUGGAGGGAAGGCUUGCAAACUGCUCUUGGGUCCUCGGUAGACCCAGAGUCGCAGUCGUGGAGGAGUACAAUAUACGAGCUACGAAUGGCUCACAACCUGGGCCACAUCCUGCUGUACCGACCGUUCCUCCACUAUCUAGCUAGACCACGGGGCGACAAUGAGCCUGAUCAUCGACAGCUGCGAUGCGCUAGCGAGUGCAUUAAGAUUGCACGAGAAACCAUCAGUAGGUCAGACGAGAUGCUUGCUCAAGGUUACCUCGCGCCAGCAGCGUGGCAGUCUGUGUACACGAUUUUCCUCGCGAUCGUGGCCCUUAUCUUCUAUCUCGCCACGCAGAAGGGUGAUCCUGAAUACAGCAUGGUGGAAAAGGACGCCUUUACCGGUAUUCGCGUGCUUGCGAGCACCUCUUGCCAGGACAUAGGAUCUCGUCGCUGCCUGGACGUCCUCAAAGUGCUUACGAGGAGGCUCUCCCGCAUCAUCAACCUUGACAUUGAGGCCAUCGAAAAUCAGACACCUUCAUUCUGCCAAACGGAUGCUGACCCAGUAGCAAGGGCGAGUAUGUCUGUAUCGCCAACAACCAGUGUUCAUGAACAGCUGUUUUCUGAUAGCCCACCUCAGCAGCCGCAGCAGACUCCUGGGGUUCUGGUAGCGGACCCCACAAGUCUCUCAGAACAGCAACAGAAAGGGCCUCAACCAUCAAAUAUUCCUGCUGACGGUCGACCUCCUUUGCAUUCCCGCCAGCGCUCUGCGACUCAUCCUGACCCACGGGGAGUACCUCAGCAGCCUGUACCUAAUGAACCUUCUCGAUCCAAUUCCUACUCUGUUUACGACUAUACAUAUCCGAGUAUACGGUCCGACAGCCAAUCCACUGUAUCCAACAUGCAGCAAUCCUCGAUGAACUCCAAUGCUUACAGCCAGGCUCAGCCACAGGACUAUUUUGUGCAGCAGCCUGACAUGGAAGUACCCUUCUCUGACACAUUUGCUUGGCCUUUCGACCCGAACAUUAAUCCAAUGAAUGGUCUGUCGGCUGCCGCACAAGGGCUCUCAAUGCCCGAGUCUGCUGACUACGGAACUUCGCAUGGCAGCUCUGCUCCUAUGAGCAAUGGCUACCCUUCCCACACCGAGGCGAUGUCCCAUGGAUAUUCCCACCUUCAAUCUCAACACAACGCUGCGUAUCAGAUGCAAGGUCAGGUGCUUAGCAAUUCACAGCAGUCGUUACACGGACGCUCAAUGCACAGCAGCCCUGUUCACCAGACUCCGGCACCAGGCAUGCUUCCUCAAGGUGCUAUGGACCCAAGGUAUCCAUCUCAAGAUAGAGCCGCUGCGGCAGGACAUGGUCGGAACAAUAUGGCAGAUAAUUUCCUGACGAGUGAGGACAUUGCUGCAUUUAUGAUGCGUAUCAAUCCAGGCGAGGAGCCCUUCCUGUAA
Cyphellophora attinorum is the source of this 2874-nucleotide messenger RNA. RefSeq lists its product as uncharacterized. Gene Ontology annotation, molecular function: zinc ion binding; DNA-binding transcription factor activity, RNA polymerase II-specific; sequence-specific DNA binding. The transcript has 2 exons. The record is from RefSeq and is a predicted model, not a curated record. Gene Ontology annotation, biological process: DNA-templated transcription; positive regulation of transcription by RNA polymerase II. Gene Ontology annotation, cellular component: nucleus. The coding region runs from base 1 to 2874 and encodes 957 amino acids. Lineage: Eukaryota; Fungi; Ascomycota; Eurotiomycetes; Chaetothyriales; Cyphellophoraceae.